Pogoniulus pusillus (Red-fronted tinkerbird) is the source of this 3480-nucleotide messenger RNA. It is a transcript of the gene COLGALT2, whose product is annotated as collagen beta(1-O)galactosyltransferase 2. Bases 172 to 2067 code for a protein of 631 amino acids. The record is from RefSeq and is a predicted model, not a curated record. NCBI's taxonomy places the organism in Eukaryota, Metazoa, Chordata, Aves, Piciformes, Lybiidae. The transcript has 12 exons. Gene Ontology annotation, molecular function: procollagen galactosyltransferase activity.
UGAGGAGGGGGGAGGGUUGCGCUGCGCUGCCCACAAAGGCUGUUUUCGGGGGCGCUGGGCUGGGCUGGCGGCCGCCGUGCUCCUCCUUCUGCCUCUUCCUCGUUGUCCCCGCGGCGCCGGGCGCGCUGCAGCGGCUGCCCCGCACCGCCUCUGCGGCUCCCCGCGCCCAUCAUGGCUGCGCCAGCCGGGCCCCGAGCCCCCCGGCCCCCGGCCCUCGUCUUUCUCCUGUUCCUGCUGCUGCUGCUGGGCAGCUGCGGGACCAGCCUGCCCCCGGAGCCCCCGCCGCCGCCGCCUCCGCCGAGCGCCGAGCCUCAGCCGCUGCCCGAGUCGGCGCUGCAGAAGCCCACCGUGCUGCUGGCCAUCAUCGCCCGCAACGCCGCGCACACGCUGCCCCACGUCCUCGGCUGCAUCGAGAGGCUGGACUACCCCAAGAGCAGGAUCGCCCUCUGGGCAGCCACUGACCACAAUAUUGAUAACACCACAGCAGUCCUUAGAGAGUGGCUGAAAAAUGUGCAGAACCUCUACCACGAUGUGGAGUGGAGACCUAUGGAAGAGCCACAGUCUUACCCAGAAGAAAUUGGGCCCAAACAUUGGCCGAGCUCCCGAUUCACUCACGUGAUGAAACUCCGUCAGGCUGCCCUGCGUGCUGCACGGGAGAAGUGGUCAGACUACAUCCUGUUUAUUGAUGCAGAUAACUUGCUGACCAACCCACAAACCCUGAACCUGAUGAUAGCAGAAAACAAGACAUUAGUGGCACCGAUGCUCGAGUCUCGCUCUCUCUACUCCAACUUCUGGUGUGGCAUCACCCCUCAGGGCUACUACAGAAGGACCUUGGAUUAUCCCCUGAUCCGGGAAUGGAAGAGGACAGGCUGCUUUGCUGUCCCCAUGAUUCAUUCCACAUUCCUCAUUGACUUAAGGAAGGAGGCCUCCACCAAGCUGACAUUCUACCCCCCUCACCAGGACUACACCUGGAGCUUCGAUGAUAUCAUGGUCUUUGCCUUCUCCAGUCGUCAAGCAGGCAUACAGAUGUUCGUCUGCAACCGUGAGCACUAUGGUUUCCUUCCCAUGCCCCUGAAAUCACACCAGUCACUGCAAGAGGAAGCAGAGAACUUUGUGCACACGCUGAUUGAGGCCAUGAUUGAUCGCCCUCCUGUUGAACCCUCUCAGUAUGUCUCUGUUCCGCCGAAGAACCCUGACAAGAUGGGAUUUGAUGAAAUCUUCAUGAUCAACCUGAAGCGCCGGAAAGACAGGCGGGAUCGGAUGCUGCGCACUCUCUAUGAGCAGGAGAUUGCAGUCAAGAUAGUGGAGGCUGUGGAUGGAAAAACACUGAACACAAGCCAGCUCAAGGCUCUCAGCAUCGAUAUGCUCCCAGGUUACCGGGACCCCUACUCCUCCAGGCCGCUAACCAGGGGAGAGAUUGGCUGCUUCCUUAGUCACUACUACAUCUGGAAGGAGGUGGUGAACAGAGAACUGGAGAAGACACUUGUUAUUGAGGACGACGUGCGCUUCGAACACCAGUUUAAAAGGAAGCUGAUGAAGCUGAUGGAUGACAUUGAACAAGCCCAGCUAGACUGGGAGCUUAUCUACAUUGGCCGGAAGAGGAUGCAGGUGCAGGAGCCUGAGAAAGCUGUUCCCAAUGUCAUGAACCUGGUGGAAGCUGAUUACUCCUACUGGACCCUGGGCUAUGCCAUCUCUUUCCAAGGGGCUCAGAAACUCAUCGGAGCUGAGCCCUUCAGCAAGAUGCUGCCUGUAGAUGAGUUUCUGCCAGUCAUGUACAACAAACACCCUGUAACCAAGUACAUGGAGUACUACGAGUCCAGAGACUUGAAAGCCUUUUCAGCAGAGCCCCUGCUUGUUUACCCCACCCACUACACAGGCCAGCCAGGCUACCUCAGUGACACAGAGACCUCUACCAUCUGGGACAACGAGACCGUGUCAACGGACUGGGACAGAACACACUCGUGGAAGUCGCGGCAGCAGGGCGAGAUCCACAGCGACGCCCAGAACAAGGAUGCUCUGCCUCCCCAGUCCUCCCUCAACACGCCGUCCUCCAGGGAUGAGCUAUGACUGCCCACUUCCCCAGGGCUCUGCUGACAGAUGAACCUGCCUCACACUUUAGCUUUUCACCCUUGAAAGUUGUAGAGCAGCUCUUCAUGUGGUCUCCUUCCCGCUGCUUCCAACGGCAAAGUGCCGCGGUCGGACCUGACAACAAAGCGAGCCCCUUAGGACUGGGUGGGAGAUAAGGAGGAAGAAGAACAAGUGCUGCAGACUGUGCUGGCAUGCAAAAAGGCAGAGAUCUGAACAAGAAGAGAUCUGAACAAAAGCCCUCACAAGCUUUUGAGAAGAGCCAGCCUUGACCGACGUCUUUCUACAGUUGCUGCUGUAGAAUACUGUAUUUAUAAAGAUUAAUAUAUAGAGGUGUACAAGUGUUAAUGCCUUGCUGGGUAGCUGUAACUGGGCUAACUCUUGCUCCUUGUGGGGUUGUAGGCUUCUAGAACCCUCUUCCCAGGGUACAACUGCGUUUGGGUCACUUGGCUUUGUUUUCCAAAGGGAUGCCUGUCAGAAUCAGGCUGUUUCCAAAGCUCUUCUAUGCAUUGGAGCGGUGCUCCUCUACUGUGUCUUCUCCCUCGGCAUGCUUCCAGAGUUUCCCUCCACAGACUUCUUGAUCCCCUCCUAAAUAGGGCUCUCAGUCCAGAACUGAUGUCUUGGUAUGGCUAAAGUCUUGGAAGCUGGCAGAGAAAGUGGAGUUUGCUGGGUUUUUUUUGUCUCUGCACUGCCUGAAGGGAACUCAGGCAGAGUUAGUCUGUGUCACGUCCCUGCUUCACCCCCUGCCUCAACCUGCUCCUUGAAGAGAACAAAGCUUGACAACCUGUUUGCAGGCCUGGUUAAUUAGGCCAUAAACCCAAGUGCAGGACUUCUAGGAACUUCAAAUCUAAAAAGUUUGAUUAUGAACUGCUUGACACUCUCCUGGUAAGAACAAAACAACCCCCAGCAGUGUUCACUGCAGUUAACCUUGUCAGCUGUGCUGGUCUUGACAGCCUUGGCACAACUGUGCAUUACAGGACAAAAAGGCAGCUUGCCUGGAUAGAUUUUUUUCAUGUGAGGAGCAAACUUCUCUCUCUCUUAUCUAUUUUGGGGUGAGCUGCAUCUGGCUAACACAUCAGCACAGUGUGGUGUUUGUUUUACUCUUUGAAAACUUCUUCAAGAGGCCAGGUGGCCAUGGACCACCACUGCUUAGGUUGGCUAGUGCAACCCUCAAGCUACAGGCUGUUGGUGGUACAGGAAGAUGUCCUUCUGGCCCUGCAGUCUGGAGCCUCAGCUGCUAGCAGGUCUGUGCAGUUCAGUAGGUGUGGCUGGUUGGUUUGGUCAGAGUUCUGUUGUUUACUGAUUCCUGAGCAAUGUUGUGCUUUCUGCCGCAGCAGCCCUGUUGUUACCUGUCAGCUGGUCUGAUAAUACAUAGAACCUGGUGCAAGCUGUGCA